AUGGUACACACGCUGCUUUCUCUUGCUGGUCUGGCUGCCCUCGUUUCUGCCCUACCUUUGGACCCAAGGCAGACCGUUUCCUGUGUUGAAGGCCUAUACAUUCUUGUCGCCAGAGGAUCGAAUGAAGAUGUUGGCGAGGGCUCUGUGGGAUCAGUUGCAGAUGCCAUUGAAGCUCGUGUGCCGAAUUCCGUAUCACAAGCGAUAGACUACCCAGCUACCAUCAUCGCUCUCGACUCCAACUAUUUCACAUCGGUGGCUGACGGGAUCGAGGAUACUAAGACCAAGAUACAAGACUACGUAGACGCAUGUGGAUCCGCAAGCCGCAUUGCCCUGGUGGGCUAUUCUCAGGGCGGUAAUGUCAUGACCGACACGCUAGCUGGAGGCACUGGCAAACCAGAUCCCAUCGGCGAGGAGUACGCGCAGUACAGUGAGUGGAUGCGACCAUGGUAUCACAUCGUUGUACUGACCAGAGCAGUCGAGGCAGCGGUCGUAUUUGGAGACCCACGUUUCAACGCGGGUCAAGCCUAUAGCGCAGGCAACUCUACCAGUGACGGGAUCUUUGCGCGACACAGCAGCUUGGCAGCGUUGAGCGCUUAUGCUGGCAUUCUGAGGAGCUACUGCGAUGAGGGCGAUCCGUUUUGUGCAAGCGGUGAUGAUCUCGAUGUGCACUAUGCGACCACCGCGAAGUAUACUGAGGCGGCAACCGAUUUUGUAGUUGGAUUGACGACUUGA
This is a messenger RNA of Pseudocercospora fijiensis CIRAD86, 732 nucleotides long. RefSeq names its product carbohydrate esterase family 5 protein. NCBI's taxonomy places the organism in Eukaryota, Fungi, Ascomycota, Dothideomycetes, Mycosphaerellales, Mycosphaerellaceae. The transcript is spliced from 2 exons. The record is from RefSeq and is a predicted model, not a curated record. Gene Ontology annotation, molecular function: hydrolase activity. Bases 1 to 732 code for a protein of 243 amino acids.